Cercospora beticola is the source of this 1742-nucleotide messenger RNA. RefSeq lists its product as uncharacterized. Gene Ontology annotation, molecular function: transmembrane transporter activity. Gene Ontology annotation, biological process: transmembrane transport. The record is from RefSeq and is a predicted model, not a curated record. Lineage: Eukaryota; Fungi; Ascomycota; Dothideomycetes; Mycosphaerellales; Mycosphaerellaceae. Gene Ontology annotation, cellular component: membrane.
AUGAUGGGGUUCUUCAAGAAGCGCGGCGGCGCUGUCGUUGAUGGCGACCAGAUCGACAGCUCAGAUUCUGCUUCGCCUCAUCGCCAGCACGAGUCGACUAGGCACGACGAGAUCGUCCAUGAUGAGAAUGUCUCUACGAUUGAGACUCAGAAAUGGAAGGCGACAUCGAAGAAAGGCGGCGAUGUCGCUCAAGCGCUCUUUGACUCGCCCGACCAGCUUCACGAGUCGAUUGAUCCGGCUGAAGAGAAGAAGCUGGUGCGCAAGAUCGACUUUAUGAUCAUUCCAUAUUUGGCUGUCUGCUAUGCUUUCUUCUACAUUGACAAGACGACGCUCAGCUAUGCCGCAAUCUUUGGCAUUCGCGAGGAUUUGAAUCUCGUGGGAACGCAGUAUAGUUGGCUGAGCAGUAUCUUCUACUUCGGCUUCCUGGCCUGGGCUCUACCUACUAAUCUCCUCCUUCAACGCUUCCCAGUAGGGAAGUAUUUGGGCUUCAACAUCUUCCUCUGGGGCUUCUUCCUCAUGCUUCAAGCCGCCGCACCGAACUUCAGCGCCCUCGCCGCCCUCCGUGCCCUCGCUGGCGCAGCUGAGGCAGUCGCGGACCCUGCCUUCAUGCUCGUCACCGCAAUGUGGUACACUCGCCGCCAACAACCUAUCCGCAUGGGUCUCUGGUACACAGCCAACGGCCUCGGAAUCGCACUCGGUGGCCUCUUAGGCUAUGGAAUCGGCAACAUCAAAGGCAGCCUGCCAUCCUGGAAAUUCGAGUUCAUCAUCAUUGGCGCCUUAUGCUGUCUCUGGGGCAUUGUCAUGUGUAUUUUCCUACCCGACAGCCCCGUCACAGCCAAAGGUCUCACGCAACGCGAAAAACGCAUCGCAGUCGAACGACUCCGAGAAGACCAAACUGGAAUCGAAAACAAACAUUUCAAAUCUUAUCAAAUCCGCGAAGCAUUCCUGGAUCCAAAAUUAUAUCUUUUCUUCAUCUUGGGCAUGGUCUGCAAUAUCCCUAAUGGCGGAAUCUCGAAUUUCGGAACGAUCAUUAUUCGAGGCUUCGGAUUCUCCACGCUCGUCACGACGUUGAUGCAAAUUCCCUACGGCUUCAUAAUUGCCGUGAGCAUUCUCGUUUGCGUAUACUUGAACGAUUACAUGUCGCGGAAAGGCCGGCAGACAAGAUGCUGGUUUAUCUUACUAUUCUUGCUUCCGAAUAUCGCUGGUGCCUUUGGCCUUCGAUUUCUGGCGCAGGAUAACAUGGGCGGAAGACUGACGUGCUAUUAUUUAACGGGUCCGUAUAAUGCGGCUUUCUGUAUGAUUUUGUCGUUGACGACGGCGAAUACGGCGGGACAUACGAAGAAGGUGGUGACGAAUGCUGUUCUGUUUCUGGGAUACUGUACCGGAAAUAUUGUUGGUCCGUUUUUCUACCUGGAAUCGCAGCAGCCUGGGUAUGAGUUGGGGAUCUGGUCGAUGAUUGUUAGUCAUCUGAUUGAGUUUGUGGUGAUUUUGGUGUUGAGGAUGUUGCUGAGUCGGGAGAAUAAGAGAAGGGAUAUGAUUCAGAGUAUGCAGGAAGGUGGUUUGGAGGGAAGAGAUCUGGAUGGGACUGCAUUUGCCGAUUUGACGGAUCGCGAGAAUUUGAACUUCCGAUACAUCUAUUGACGGGAGCGAAGCAGGUUGAAGAGUCGAGACAGCAAGGUCAUUACUUCAUGUGCAUUUCGGCAUUGGAAUGGAUGUCUUGCUGCAUACCUGGAGCGAAUUCA